Molecule: messenger RNA, 1149 nt
Organism: Cylicostephanus goldi
Lineage: Eukaryota; Metazoa; Nematoda; Chromadorea; Rhabditida; Strongylidae
Source: the annotation of a GenBank genome assembly
AUGAAACAAUUGAGUGAAGUAAUACUCCAUACAGCAAAGCAAGCUCUACAAGAUGGAAUUCGAAUAUUCGCUCCAAGUUUGAUUUACCUGGAGCGUCGAACCAAAUUUCUCAGAUUUAGAUUUACUCAAAGCGCUCGAGCAAUUUGGAAAUUCCCAACUUGCUCAAGCGUACAUUCUGCAUCAGACACUCGUAGGCGCAGCUUCGUUAUCCCAUUGCUUGAUCUCAAGAAGACGGAAUUUUUUUCCCGAUACAUGAUUUUACAAAACACUUUCAAAGGUACUACCACGAAUACUGUCAUUCAUUUGCAUCAAAAUAACGGGGGAAAUUUUGAUUCAUGGCUCCACAUUUUUGUUCCUUUUGAACAUCAACGCAACACAUUCAGCUCUCUAGAAGAUCUAGCAAAUCAGUACAAAAUCAGAUAUACACCAAUAAGAGGACAUGUUAUGGAAACGUAUUUCAAAGGCAUGGCUGAGAUUGAGGAGAAGUUUUACACCACCUGGAAAGACAUGGCACUAAAUGAGAGCAUGGUAAAACUUGGUCGUGAGCGGCUACCGAUUUGGGACUAUCCUGUUUCAGACAAGUACACUAAGAUAUGGAGAGUUAUGCAAGAGUCUAAGUUUCCGAAAAACUUGAAGGAAGCCGUGAAUCGUAUUCUUACCUCAGAAGAAGAAUUCGCAGUUAUUGCGGACACCUCUGAAAUAAAAUACGAAAUACGCACAAAUUGUCAGCUACAACAAGUUGGUACGGAAUUCGCUGGCAUACCCUACGCCUUCGCUGUACAAAAAGGACAACAUAGUCUCAAAGACCGAAUCAAUAAAGCUAACGUCCGAGUUAAUUUUAAAGAGAAGUGGUGGCUUAGUAAUGCAAAUAAGGUAAGAGUUUUGCAAAUGUCACAUUUCCAUUUCUACAUUUAUAAAGCGGGACUUCUGAGAUGUAAAAACUUUUACUAUACACUGGCAAAAAUAAAAAUGGAAAAAGAAGAUCCUAUAAGGUUUGGUCAUUUUAACUCGAAUCGCCAAAAAUCGGAAACUCCGCAGAAAAAUUCGAAAUCGUCAAUACACAAGAUUUAUGAUCUAGUUUUUACAAUCACGAAAACUUUGUAUUGUCUGAACGUGUUUCUAAAAACUUAUGAAUUUCGAGAGAAGUGA